UGAGUUCACAUUUACAUCGCUGCCUCCCCUCCAUUGCAGGGCAGGUAAACAAGAGGAAAAGAUGAUUUUUCCCAUUUCGAAGACCGUUUCUCUGUCUCUCUCAAACCCAAUAUUUCUGUCAGCGUGUCUCAUUUACAUCCUGUGAUUAAAGCAACCGAACCCAUGGCUUCCUUUCAUCGACCUUUACUCUAAAAACCGCUUUCAAAGUCAAAAACCUCUAGAUGCACAUUCUUUCAGUACUCUAUGGAUUUGAGGAGACUUCCAAUCACCAAACCUACCCGUAUCUUCUACUCCAUCACCCGCCGCUUAACCUGCGUCACCUCCAUCGCUCACCACCACCAAGAACAACCUCCUCAAUCUCAGCAUCGGCCGCCAUUACAGCCCCAGAGACAGAGCCAUUCACAGCCUCCCAAUCAGAGUUUUCCCAACUGGGUAUCUACUAUCCUCUCGAACCCAUCUCUAGAUACUUCCAUGUGUAAAUCAGUCAUUCCCCAUUUAUCUCCUUCCGAAUUUGAUCAGAUAUUUUUAUCUUUGAAGUCCAAUUUGAACCCCAAAACUACUCUGAAUUUCUUCUAUUUUGCGUCUGAAGCUUUUAGGUUUCCAUUUACUGUGAGAUCCUAUUGCCUUUUAAUUCGUUUGCUUAUUGUGUCGAAUCUGGUUUCGCCUGCAAGAUUGCUCUUGAUCCGUUUGAUUGAUGGUAAAAUGCCCGUUUUAUUUGCCAGCACAAAAAAUCGGCACAUUGAGAUUGCCACUGUGAUGGCAGAUUUGAAUUCGCCAUCCGAGCGAGUUCUUGGGGUACAGGCAUUGGAUAUGUUAGUUCACGUUUACUGUACCCAGUUUAAGAAUCUCGGUUUCGGUUUUGCUAUCGAUGUGCUUAGGUUAUCUGCGAGCAAGGGCAUGUUUCCUUCUCUGAGGACUUGCAAUUUUUUUCUGAGUUCUUUGGUGAAAGCAAAUGAGCUUCAGAAGAGUUGUGAAGUGUUUGAAGUGAUGUGUCGAGGGGUUUCUCCGGAUGUUUACUUGCUUAGUACCGCAAUUAAUGCCCUUUGUAAGGGAGGGAAGGUUGAAGAAGCGAUUGGGUUGUUCUUGAAAAUGGAGAAGUUGGGUGUUGCCCCAAAUGCCGUCACGUACAAUAAUAUAAUACAUGGCUUAUGCAAGAACGGGAGAUUAGAGGAGGCAUUGCAGUUUAGAGAGAGGAUGUUAAGGAACAACGUGAACCCAAGUCUUAUAACUUAUAGUGUACUUAUUAAUGGUUUUAUUACGCUGGAGAAAUUUGAUGAAGCAAAUUCUGUUUUGAAGGAAAUGUCUGACAGGGGCUUUGUUCCGAAUGAGGUUGUGUAUAAUACAUUGAUUGACGGGCAUUGUAAAACUGGAAAUAUUAGUGAGGCACUGAAGAUAAGGGAUGAUAUGGUAUCCAAGGGAAUGGCUCCUAACUCAGUUACCCUUAAUUCUCUCAUACAGGGUUUUUGCAAGAGUAAUUAUAUGGAACAAGCUGAGCAUCUUUUAAGGGAGAUGUUAUUGAGAGGGUUAUCCAUAAGCCAGGUGGCUUAUACUUCAGUCAUUCACGGGUUAUGUAUGAAGUCUAGGUUUAAUUCUGCACUACUAUUCACUAAGGAGAUGCUAUCUAGAGGCUUUAGACCCAGUAAUUCGUUGAUUACAACACUGGUUGUUGGACUUUGUAAGGACAGAAAGCAUUCAGAGGCAGUUGAACUUUGGUUUAGUUUAGUGAACAAAGGGUUCCCAGCCAAUAUAGUGACCUCAAAUGCUCUAAUUCAUGGACUUUGUGAAGCAGGUAACAUGCAAGAGGCUGUUAGGUUACUCAAGGAGAUGCUAGAGAGGGGUUUGGUAUUAGAUAAGAUCACAUACAACACACUCAUCUUGGGGUGUUGCAAAGAGGGGAAAGUGGAGGAAGCUUUCAAGCUUAAGGAAGAGAUGGCUAAGCAAGGAAUUCAACCAGAUACCUAUACUUACAAUUUGCUAAUUCAUGGAUUGUGUAAUAUGGGUAAAGUGGAUGAUGCUGCUAAGCUUUGGGAUGAGUGCAAAGGAAAUGGUAUGGCUCCCAAUGUUUAUUCAUAUGGGGUGAUGAUAGAUGGAUAUUGCAAAGCUGACAGAAUUGAAGAGGGUGAAAACCUAUUCAAUGAGUUGGUUACUAAGAAAGUGGAGCUAAAUUUUGUUGUUUAUAAUACACUAAUCAGAGCAUACUGUAGAAAGGGGAAUAUGAUUGCAGCCUUUAAACUCCGCAAUGACAUGAAAAGCAAUGGUAUUCCACCUACUUGUAACACAUAUUCUUCUCUGAUACAUGGAAUGUGCAAUAUUGGCCGUGUUGAAGAUGCAAAGGACCUUCUCAAUGAAAUGAGAAAGGAAGGUUUGUUGCCAAAUAUUGUUUGUUAUACUGCACUAAUUGGUGGUUUUUGUAAGCUGGGCCAGAUGGAUAAAGCUCAAAGUGUCUUGCUGGAAAUGUCUUCACAUAACAUACAACCUAAUAAAAUUACAUACACUGUCAUCAUUGAUGGGUAUUGUAAAUUGGGCAAUAUGAAAGAAGCAACUAAGAUGCUAAAUCUGAUGGCGGAAAGUGGAAUUCUUCCCGAUGCUGUCACAUACAAUGCUUUGACAAAUGGAUAUAGUAAAGAGAGGCAGAUAGAUGAAGCAUUUGAAGUGUGCAAUCAAAUGUCCAAUAAAGGAGUACCUUUAGAUGAAAUUACAUAUACUACAUUGAUUCAUGGCUGGCAUCAGUCUUCAACAAUUGCAAAUCAAGAUUAAUGUGGAAAUUUCAAGAGGGAAUCUGGUGGUAGAGACAAUCCUUGGCAACCUCUUCUCCAAAUUUAAGUAUGAUCUUUAACCCAUAGGGAUUGGCUCAACUGGUAAAGGCAUUGGGUUUGGAGGUAUGCUCCCUCUAGAUCUAAAGUUCAAAUCCCCUUGAGUGCAAACAAUCUCUAAGGGUCAUUGGACUGGGGGAUUUUCCCCUUUAAUUACCAGAGAUGUACUUGCAAGAAACUCUUUGCUGAGGGCCUGUGCGCUCCCGGGAUUAGCCGAGACGCUGUUUCGGACACUCAGUGCUAACAAAAAAAAAAAAGUACGAUCCUUGUACUUCAGAGAUUUCUAGUAGCUGCUUGUAUACCAUGAGAUGGUACUGGCUCAUUAAUUAUCUUUUCAGCCGUGAGCUUGUUUUAAGACUAAGUAUGUUGGUACAGUUCCUCAUAGGCCCACAGAACACGGGAUCUUGAUUGUAAGCUUCAUUUGGAUUGGACGAUGGAGAAACUUCAUUGCUUCCUGGCAGCCGGUAGUCCUUUGAUAGCUAUGAUUGCGAUACUCCUCAACAAUUAGGCAUGCAUUCAAUAUAAGCCUAUUGGAGUUGGUCAUUUCAAAGUUUUUUACCCGCCUCAUAAAUUUGAGGGUGCGAGCUCUGCGCCAGAUUUUGGAGGUCAGAUCAUAAAGGGGACGCUAGUGAGAAGAGUCUUAAGGGAAGAUGCAAAGGAAGUGGAUGACCACAAUAUUAUAUAGAACCUCAACCUCUCAAGAGUUCCUCGUAUCCUCAGGUUCGAUCAAAAGGCUCUAAACCCAUCAGGCCACUUAAUCGUUCUUUCUGAUGUUGAUUUGGAUAGCCUCGUUGUCAAAUAUGUCCUCCACCUCUGUCUGGCUUCUGAGACAAUCGUAGAGUUAUUAUUAAGCAUCCAAGGAUAUAAGCUUCAUUCAAUUAGCCUCUUCAAUUGUUUUUAUUUUCAUCUCCGUCUCCUGUAUGGCCAAAAGGAGAAAAAAAUCUGCAAGAAGUGAAACGAAAGGAUGUUAAUCUCUGUCAUCCUUUCUUUUCACCUACCCAAAUUGAAUCGUGGGUCGAUAUGAGGUCUAGCUGGGAAAAUUAUGAAGACGAGCAUGAUGAAAAUGAUCAAUUUCUAGCAUUUUGCACCAUCGAUUAAGAAUCCACCUUGUCACCUCAGUUCCUCAGUUUUCAGAAACACCAUGUUUAUUCCUACCAUCUUACUUCUUAAUGACUUUACAUGAGAUUGUCACGUCGAUAAAAGUUUCUUAUGCUUUGAAGACAAACAUGGGUACAAUGUAUUAACGAUCAACCAUGUAUUUUUUCUUCC
Carya illinoinensis is the source of this 4082-nucleotide messenger RNA. RefSeq names its product pentatricopeptide repeat-containing protein At4g19440, chloroplastic. Bases 244 to 2757 code for a protein of 837 amino acids. The record is from RefSeq and is a predicted model, not a curated record. Gene Ontology annotation, molecular function: protein binding. Lineage: Eukaryota; Viridiplantae; Streptophyta; Magnoliopsida; Fagales; Juglandaceae. The transcript has 5 exons.